AUGGGGGAACUUCAGAGGACCUUCUCACAAACCCCUGGGCCAGGUUCGACAGACAGCAGGACGCAAGACAGACUCGAGGAAAACAGAAUCAUCCAGACACAACAAUGGUGCGACCUCGUUGGACUACCUCAGAAUGGUGCUAUCGAGGUGCAUGAGAUGCGCAAGCGUUUCUAUGAGAAAAACACUGUGAGGAUGCCACUCGAUGCGAUCAUCGGUGCAUGCAUUGUCGUCGCCAGUAGAGAAACAGAUCGCGCCAUAUCGAUCGAAACAAUCUGUGAGCAAAUGCGCCUUGAUCAGCGGGUCGUCGCGCUAUGCCACAGCGAACUGGGGCGCAUUAAAAACACGCGCAAGCCUGUUUCGACAUUUUCUGCAUCCUCUCUGCAGACCAACUUGGAAGGGAAUAGCUCGCAAGAUUCGUCGCAAGAUUCGUCGCAAGAUUCGUCGCAAGAUUCGUCGCAAGAUUUGUCCCAAGAUUCGUCGCAAGAUUCGUCGCAAGUCGACUUGUGGUUCGAGCAGUCUCAAGAUCCUUCGCAAGUCGACUUGUGGUUCGAGCAGUCUCAAGAUCCUUCGCAGGUGGACUAUGAUUGUGAAUAUUAUGCACAAGACCCAUCUCAGUGGACCUUUCGAUCCUCGCCUUAUCAGGACGCCUCAAAGAACACGUCGGAGGAUGUCGCUCAGUACCACCACCUGCAGCAUGCCGUCUCGGAGGAUGCCUUCCAGUUUCCAUCCUCGCAGCCUGCCUCACAUGCCACCUCCCAGCACUACUCCGAAGGAUCCUCCCAGGACGAGGACCUUCGUUCUAUACACUCAGAGGAUCUCUUAUACGGCUCAUCUCAGGAGUCUGAUAGCUCAGAUUCACAGGAUACUGUACGACCAGGCUCUCCAGAGCUCGUCUCUCAGAACGUUCCUCAAGAUAUCGUACCAAUCCAAGAUAAUGCACUCCUUUACGCCUACGUGGAUGACCUCCAACCGACAGAUUCGUACCUCGUUGGUCAGGUAGUCGGUCAAGCAUCCGAGUAUGCAGUCGGGCGCGCGGUGUCCGACGCCCUCGACUUCUCCGAGUCACAGGAUUCUCAGCACUCCUUCCAAUGCGCCUCCCAGGGCGACGCGUUGUUCUUUGCUUCACAAGAGGAGUCACAAGAAUCUGUACAAUCCUCCGAUCAACGGGAUGGCUCACGAACCCCCGUGCAGGACCCGUUGUCACAGUCUUCCCAACGCUCAACGACUACCACAAACUACUUUGGCUCGCAGUCCUCCUUUGGCUCGCAGUCCUCCUUUGGCUCGCAGUCCUCUUUGGGCGCGCUGUCCUCCUCAGGUUCGGAAUCUACCUCGGGCUCUGAAUCUGCUUCAGUCUAUGACUUCUCCGCGACUCCAUCCACUUCCCCACCCACUUCCCCACCCUCCACUCCUCGAGCGUCUAAUUUUAAAACCUCGACGCCUCCACCCUAUGAUCGGGAAACCGAAGAGAGACAGUCUGUUCAUCAGUUCUGCGAUACGCUUAACCUCUCUGAGCGGGUCAAGCUGAGAUGCUGGGACCUCCUCGUUCAAGCUCGCUCUCUGGGACUUUUGAACAACAGUUUCGACCUCAACGCGAAUGCGGGCGGCAUGGUUUUCUUUGCUUCUCUCUUAUACCAUGAACGGAGGCCUAUCAACAUUGUUGCCAAAGUAGUCCGCUCUACAUCUGUAGAUGUCAGGGAAGUUUACAGGAUUUUCUUCGACGCACGGGAUGGGCUGGUCCAUGAGCGAUUGCUCGAGGAGUUCGGGUCGUUGAGUUACUUGUUGCACCCUGAUGCGGUCAGAGAGAGCCGUGGCUUUGAGGUCACGAUUACACCUCUACGGAGAGGAUGA
Messenger RNA from Heterobasidion irregulare TC 32-1, 1848 nucleotides. RefSeq lists its product as uncharacterized. Lineage: Eukaryota; Fungi; Basidiomycota; Agaricomycetes; Russulales; Bondarzewiaceae. The coding region runs from base 1 to 1848 and encodes 615 amino acids. The transcript has 2 exons. The record is from RefSeq and is a predicted model, not a curated record.